GCUCGCAAAACGACAGGCAUAACUGGCCUUGGAGGCAUUCAAAAAGGAGUGCCGCUUCCAAAUUUCCCCCAGACCCUCCCAAACUAAAAACAAAGAACCCAAAGGACUCUGAUGCCUUGGGCCUUGGUCGAGCGUGGAUGGACGCUAGUGGAGUUAUGGAAUAACCCUGGCCUGCCCAUUAUUCCCCUUCUCCCCACCUCAAGACAAGAGACUUGAACGAUUAAAAUAAGACUAAAAGCAUCGUCGACUAAAAGGGUCUUGGGUAAAGAGAACAAAAGGAAACGAAAACUCUCCUUCCCACAAAUUCCAAAUUCCUUUGGGCGCCCCCAUAUUCCUCUCCUUUCCAACCCCUAGCACUUUCCUGAUGCCAUAAUAAAAUUGUAACCCCAAACCACACCCCUUCUCAUAAAAAAGCUGCUGCGGUCGCGGUUGCAGAGAGAUAUUGUAGGGACAAAUUUGAUUAUUUUAGAUUCGUUCGAGAGAUUUGGUUGUUGAUGAUGGAAGGGAUGGUGCAGGACGAGGGAUCGUCGUCGGUGACGUCGUCGCCGCUGCAGUGCUUCUCGCUGAUGUCCCUCUCGCCGGCGGCCCAGCUGAUGUCCCCGCCGGUGCCGUGGCUCCGGGAGCUGAAGGCUGACGAGCGAGGGCUGUGUUUGAUCCACCUCCUCCUCAACUGCGCCAACCACGUCGCCGCCGGCCAGCUGGAGCACGCCAACGCGUUUCUCGAAAAUAUCUCGCUUCUUGCCGCUCCCGACGGCGACACCAUGCAGCGCAUCGCGACCCACUUCACGGAGGCGCUCGCCCGCCGCGUCCUCCGCUCCUGGCCCGGCCUCUACCGCGCUCUCCACCCGCCGACGGUGCCCCGCCUGCCGCCCGACGCCCUCCUCGCCCGUCGCCACUUCUUCGAUCUCUGCCCCUUUGUCCGUCUCGCCUUCCUCGUCUCCAACCAGGCCAUCCUGGAGGCGAUGGAAGGGGAGCGGGUGGUCCACGUCGUCGACCUCGGCGGCGCCGCCUCCGACGCCGCCCAAUGGGCUGCGCUCCUCCAGGCCCUCCGCGUCCGCCCCGAGGGCCCGCCCCACCUCCGCCUCACCGUCGUCCACGAGCACAAGGAAUUCCUCGACCUCACCGCCACGCGCCUCACCGAGGAGGCCGAGCGCCUCGACGUCCCCUUCCAAUUCCACCCCAUCGUCGCCCGCCUCGACAACCUCGACGUCGAGAUGCUCCGCAUUAAGACAGGCGAGGCGGUAGCCAUCAGCUCGGUGCUUCAGCUACACACACUUCUCGCCGCCGACGACCUCGCCGCCGUCGGGGGGCACCAAAGGAAAACCGCGCCACCCUUGGCCAAGAAUCCCAGCACAACCCAGCUCCAUAGAAUAGUCCAAAUGAACCACCAGGGCACGCUAGGAGAGAUGCUGGAGAAAGACCAUGCCAAUGGGCACAGCCCGAGUCAGGACUCGGCGUCGUCAUCGUCUCUCGCAUUAACCCCGUCGCCGAAGACGGAGUGCUUCUUAGCAUCGCUGUGGGGGCUGUCGCCGAAGGUCAUGGUGGUGACGGAGCAGGAGUCGAACCACAACGGGCCGAAGCUGACAGAGCGGUUCAUGGAGGCUCUCAAUUUCUACGCAGCACUGUUCGAUUGCCUCGAGUCGACGGCGCCGAGGAUGUCGGUGGAGCGGGCGAGGAUAGAGAAGAUGCUGUUCGGGGAAGAGAUCAAGAAUAUUAUCGCUUGCGAGGGCGGGGAGAGGAGGGAGCGGCACGAGAAGCUGGAGAAGUGGGUGCAGAGGCUGGAGCUGGCGGGGUUCCUGAGGGUGCCGCUGAGCUACUUGGCGAUGCUGCAGGCCAGGAGGCUGCUGCAGAGCUAUGGGUGUGAGGGGUACAAGGUGAGGGAGGAGGAUGGCUGCUUCUUUUUCUGCUGGCAGGAUAGACCCCUCUUCUCUGUUUCAGCUUGGGGGUUCAGGAGAUUUUAGCGAGUUGAGUGACUUGUGGAGGCUGUUUUAUUUUCUUCAACAUCUUGUAUAAAACCUUUAAUUCCUUCUCUGUUUUUUUUCCCCGCUUACUUGAUUCAAAUGAAUAACAUUUUUGACAAGAAUGUGGUUUGGAAAUCA
Elaeis guineensis (African oil palm) is the source of this 2099-nucleotide messenger RNA. RefSeq names its product scarecrow-like protein 3. Lineage: Eukaryota; Viridiplantae; Streptophyta; Magnoliopsida; Arecales; Arecaceae. The record is from RefSeq and is a predicted model, not a curated record.